AUACUAGAUAUACUAUAAUUCUUCUUUUACUUGCCUCAUUAUAUCUUAACAGGCUGGUUUACUGUUUACAGUCCAUUACAAGUACAUAUUCAGCGAUAUGUCUAUACGCCCCUCUCACAUCGCUCGCUCUGACUACAUUAAUAAGGCGUUACGGACAUAUAUUUCCUGCCCCACGCUGCACUGCUGAAUCUAGACUAUAAAAUAGUACAAUAUUGUGUCGCUUUUCUUAGCCAUAACUGUGGAGCAUCUUGGCUGCCUCACAGUUCCACUGACCCGUACAAAAAGCGCAACCAUUUUGCCUUGCGGUUUGGAUUUUGCGCUGGAAAAAUUACCUUACAAGCGGAGGAACUAUGGCAGCAUGAAUGACAUGUAGUAAAGUUUUUAUGUAGUCAUAUUUAUGUAGUAUAUAUAGCGUCCGCUUUCCAAUGUCAUGAAUGUGUUAUUGUAUCUGGUCUUUAUGUGAGGUCAGAGAGAGUAUUCGAUAAUGAUAGUAUGUCCCACACUUACAGUUCCUGCAACUAGGUCGCAAUUACCCCAGAUUUGCAAUUUGCCAGAUGACCUCAUUGCAACCAUAAUAUCCAAUUUAAGUACAAAAGAUUUGAAGGCAUUAGCACAAGUAAAUAUUCCUUUCCGUUAUCAUUCCAAUGCAGUGUUGUAUAGAGAUAUCGUUUUAGUCGACGAUUAUUCCCUGUGGAAUUCUGAAGAGCCAUGCACCAAAUGUCAUCUUUCGAGCAUAGUAGCUUUAGCACAAGCAUUAAAUGAUGCUAGUAUUUUCCAACACGUAAGACUGAUAAAGAUAAGGAGCCAGUCAAAAUUGAAUGUGAACGAUUAUACCAACUUAUACCUGUCAUUGAAUAGUGUAUGGAAUGUAUCUGAUUCAUUAUAUCCCAUUCAGUUUGAGAACUAUGAUUACCCCAGCAUUGAAAAGCAUCACUCAUUGAACCAAUACAUUGCUAACCAAGCUAUAAGAUUCAAUCCAUAUAAUUGUUCAUAUGAAGCGAUUUCCGAUAAUAAGUUCUCCAAUGUGAUUGUUUUGCUGGAGACAGAUAUAGAUCAUUAUACGACUUAUACUUGUUUGCAACUGAUGUCAAUGUUAAUUCCUAACUUGUCUAGUAGGUCUAAUUCAAUAUUAAAUUGGACAAACAUGUGUCAGCUCCAGCAUUUAUAUUUAGAUACACAUGCUUCUACUGAGUUUUUGCUUCAGCAGUUUAAUUCUAAUUGUAGUCAAUUGAGUUUGAGAUCAUUGGCUAUUUCACACACACAUAGUGGCACUUCAGAAUUAACCAUGAGCCAAAUAAGUCAAAUUAUCGAUUUCUCCACCAUUGAGAAACUAGAAUUAAGAUUGGGGUGCAUGCAUCAUGGAUGUACUUGCAUUGUUAAUUUUAUUUCUCAUUUGAAUAGUGCUGAAUUAAUGCCUAAUUUGGAAUCAUUCACCUUAACAAACUUGGGAUCAGAUGCUCGUAGUGCUUCACAGUUCAAAAUAGUCAUAAAUGAAACGAAUUUCAAAUGGCAAUCAUUACGCUCAAUAUAUAUUCAGUUUACUAAUUUAAAUUAUCUGGAUUGCACCCUUUCCAUGACAAAGUUUAUUAAUAAUAUCAAGAGUAUUCCUACUUUGCAAGAGAUAACUAUUCCAGAUUUCCUCGCUACAUACUGGACCAGCAACCGGUUCGACAGAUUAACUACAGGAUGUGAAUGCAAUCAGUGUAUAAGCUGCAAGAGGUUGUUUAAUGAUCUUUCCUACUAUGAUUCUACCAAUCACUUCAAACACGACUUCAAGUCCAACCACUACAAUAAUAUGCCCACUACAUCGAACCUCAGUCUCAGUCUUAUUACUAAGAACCAUAACAAUAUUCGAUUCUUACAAUACUUAGUAUCACAGCUUCAGAGUCAAUUCAGAAGUGAUCCACACUAUUCAUUACUUGAACAACCAUAUUGUUAUGUUACCAAUCAUUACAUGGAAUCAUUCGUUAAAUUAUUCACGCACAACUAUCUACAAUCAGUACACCAACAAGUACUACAAGCAAUUCCCUCUAUACAAACUAUAAACUUAGGAGGAAUCCCCCUUAAGUAAGUGCCCUAAUCUCCCUAUAUAGUAAAAAUCUAAGAUGUGUAAUGUGUAAUGUGUAGUAUAGCCUAAUGUGUAUAUCAGCAAAUGUACAAUUACAAGUGGGG
Molecule: messenger RNA, 2172 nt
Organism: Scheffersomyces amazonensis
Lineage: Eukaryota; Fungi; Ascomycota; Pichiomycetes; Serinales; Debaryomycetaceae
Exons: 1
Coding region: 485-2071 (528 amino acids)
Molecular function (GO): protein binding
Source: RefSeq, a predicted model, not a curated record